Molecule: messenger RNA, 438 nt
Organism: Solanum stenotomum
Lineage: Eukaryota; Viridiplantae; Streptophyta; Magnoliopsida; Solanales; Solanaceae
Exons: 2
Coding region: 1-438 (145 amino acids)
Molecular function (GO): protein binding
Source: RefSeq, a predicted model, not a curated record
AUGACUCUUAUAGAGAAAAAGAAAAAUAAGUUGAUCAAUGUUUUGCAAGAUGACAAGAAUGUAUUGAUUGUUGUAGCUCAAGGAAUUGUUCCGGUGCUGGUCUGUUUACUCGAUUCUAGCUCUUCGCUGGAGAUCAAGGAGAAAACUGUAACCGCCAUUGCUAAAAUCUCCACGGUUGCUUCAAGAAAACAUGUUAUGAUCGCUGAAGGUUUGUGUAUUCUCAACAAUCUUCAAAGGGUUCUUGAAUUUGGGAGUGUUCUGGGGAAGGAAAAUUCAUGCAUAGCUUUGCAAGCAGUGGGUUAUACAAAAAAUAAUGCAAGAGCAAUUGGGUCAAGAGGAGGAAUUUCAUCUUUUUUAGAGAUUUGCCAAAUGAGAACAUCCAAGUCUCAAGCUAUGGCAGUUGGUGAAUUUUUGUGCUUAAGGAAGUUUCUGAGGUAA